AUAACGAUCAGUCCAGUGCGGGACGUGAAAGCAACCGAAGGUAGAGUGUUUUGCUCAUUCUGCUCUUCGCCACCUGUAGCCCAUUUUGAUCGCUAAAUACUAGAGCAAGUGAAAAAAAAUUGCUUGCGAUUGUAAACCUGAUUGGUGGGAAAUAUGGGAAAUCGACUUUGGCACAUACAUUGUUUCCUCAACUGCGGAGAGCAGAUGUUAAAUUACAUAUGAGAGCUGUAAGCAGUUUAAUGCAAAUUUCAAUAGAACUUUUUGGUGCUUUUUGGCCGUAACUGAGGCGAAAAAAACAACAUACGAAUACGUAUAAAUAUUAAGCAAUAUUAUUCAUAUCAUGCAACUUAUUUUAUUAAAGAAACUUAUUUAUUAUGACGUACUAAGGAAAAAAACAGGUGCAGUGUUGCUUUCGUCGUAAGAUGCGGUCUAAAUAUAAAUCAUGAUUUGUACUGAAAAGAAAUUUAAAUAUUAAGUUUUGGAAUGUCCUUCAUAAUACUUUUAAAACAUUCUAACUAUCACCGUCUUGUUCAUUUUAAGGAGAAGCGUUUUUUUAUGCAGUAUGUGUAGUGAAACGUUGACUUGUAAAAAUAAUUUGAGUGAACACUCACUUGUUCAUAGUGAAGAAAAGUCUUAUUCAUGCAGUGUUUGUAAUAAAACAUUCACACUGAAGGAAAAUUUGAAAAGACAUUAUAUUACUCAUACUGGAAUGAAGCCAUUCAGGUGUAUUUUGUGAGAUAAAACAUCAUUUGUGUGAUAAAACAUCUAUGCAGUAUGAAUAGCGAAACGUUGAAUUUUAAUAAUAAUUUGAAAGAACACUCACUUGUUCAUAGUGGUGAAAAGCCUUAUUCAUGCAGUCUGUGUAAUAAAACAUUCACACUGAAGGAUAAUUUAAGAAGACAUUAUAUUACUCAUACUGGAAUGAAGCCAUUCAGGUGUAAUUUGUGUGAUAAGACAUUCAAUCUGGAAGCUAAUUUAAAUAGACACCGUCAAACUCAUACUGGAGAAAAACCUUUCAUGUGUAAUGUAUGUGGUAAAUCGUUUCCACAUAAAGCAAGUGUAAAAAGGCACUCCCUCAUACACACUGGAGAACGGCCUUAUUCGUGUAGUGUUUGCAAUAAAACAUUUAAACAAUUAGACCAUUUAAAUAAGCACUCACUUGUUCACAUUGGAGCAAAGCAUUUUUCAUGCAGUGUGUGUGAUAAAAAAUUCUCCCGGAAAACUAGUUUAAGAAGACACUACCUCGUUCAUACGGGUGAAAAACCUUAUUCGUGCAGCGUGUGUAAUAAAACAUUCGCUCAUAGAGAAAUUUUAAAGAAGCACUCUUUUAUUCAUAGCAAAGAGAAACCAUAUUCAUGCAGUGUUUGUGAUAAAACGUUCAUGCAGUUAGCCCAGUUAAAUAAACACUCUAGUAUCCACACCAAAGAGAAACCACUGUAUUCAUGCAGUGUUUGUGAUGAAACAUUCACACGGAUAACCCAUUUAGAUAAGCACUCACUCGUUCAUGACGGAGAGAAGCUUUAUUUAAACAGUUCCUGUGAUGGAGUGUUCAUGCAGAAUACUGUUUUAAAUAGCAACAAUGCCGUAGAGUUGCUCUCGUGUCGUGAAUGUCGUCAAACAUUUUCUGACGAGGACAGUUUUAAUAGACACUGUCUGGUUCAUACUAGUCCAAAGUCGUUUUCGUGCAAUGUAUGCAAUAAGACAUUUCUACUGGAAACUGAUCUAAAUAAGCACGCUUCUAUUCAUACAGACAAAAAGCUUUAUUCGUGCAGUGUGUGUAAUAAAUCGUUCAAUCAUAAAGGUACUCUAAAUAGACACUACCUUAUUCAUAGCGGAGAGAAGCAUUAUUCAUGCAGUGUGUGCAAGAAAACUUUUGCUCAGAAAACUGGCUUAAAUACACACUUCCGUGUUCAUACCGGAGAAAAACCUUAUUUAUGUAAAGUUUGUAAUAAAACAUUCACCCGGAAGGCAUAUUUAAAUGAACAUUCUGCUAUACAUACUGGAGAAAAGCACUUCUCAUGCAGUGUGUGUGAUGAAAAAUUCCGGUUUAAAUCUAAUUUGAAUAAACAUUUUCUUGCUGCUCAUAAUGAAGAAAAAGUAGAGUUAUGUUAAAUUUUAUUCUUGUCACAUAAAAUCUUUAUAUGAUGCAUAUAUGAUAGAUUCUUUCUAUUAUGUCUAAUCAAACUUUCAAAUACAGAAAAAAUAAGAAAGUGUUUAAAUAAAUGUUCGUAUUAGAGUA
Parasteatoda tepidariorum (common house spider) is the source of this 2239-nucleotide messenger RNA. RefSeq lists its product as uncharacterized. The record is from RefSeq and is a predicted model, not a curated record. Lineage: Eukaryota; Metazoa; Arthropoda; Arachnida; Araneae; Theridiidae. Gene Ontology annotation, molecular function: RNA polymerase II cis-regulatory region sequence-specific DNA binding; DNA-binding transcription factor activity. Gene Ontology annotation, biological process: regulation of transcription by RNA polymerase II.